AUGGAAAUCGAAGAAAUCGGGGAACUCGUUCCAUCUUCUUCCACUUCGGUUCAUAGGUGGAAGUACGACGUGUUCGUGAGCUUCAGGGGCGGGGACAUAAGGAAGAAUUUCGCGGCCCACCUCUUCCACGAGCUGAAGCAGGCGGGGAUCUACUACUUCGCGGACAAUGAAAAAGAGGAGACAGGGAUUCUCAUUGAGGGUGUUGCGAUUAAGCAGUUCGCUUCGGGCUUAAACUCGAGACAUAUUUUAACAGAGGGCAAGCUGCUCGAUGCGAUUCACCAUUCAAGGGUUUCUCUCGUUGUGUUCACUGCCAACUACGCCGACUCGCGGUGGUGCUUGAACGAGCUGGUGGAGAUCCUGGAGUCGCAACAGGAGGUGAUCGAUACUCACUUUGCUCUUCUGCAAUUGUUACAGGUACAUUUAGAUUAUCCAACUGAAUACUUGACUUUGGUGUCAGGCUACACUAGAGAAGAUUCUUGUCAUGUCAUCAACUCUCUUACCUUCCACAGCAAUAAGAGGGCACAUGGGCCAAUUGGCGAGGAGAAAGGGAAGUUUUUCAGUUUUCCACAAGUUAAUGGAAAGAUCAUUGGUUUUCAUGGAAGGUGUGGCAUUUUUCUAGAUUCUAUUGGAGCUCAUUUUGGCCCUGUCUUUUAUCCAUAUCCCUUCGAAGUUGUAGGGCCAUUUGGAAAUGGGAAAAACCGAUGGGAUGAUGGCAAGCGUGCAGAUAUCAGACAAAUUGUUGUAGUCUCUGGUUCUGCAAUUGAAUCUGUUAGUUUUACCUAUGAGGAGGGUCCUCCUUUCAGACACGGUACAACUCAUGGUGGCGAAAGAAACACGAUAAAUCUAGACUAGCUAACUGAAGUUCUUAUUUCGGUUUCGGGAUAUAUUGUGAAUGAUUUUGGUUCUACUGUCAUCCAUUCACUCACAUUCCAAAGCAAUAAAAGGACAUAUGGACCAUUCGGCACUGAAACCGGAAGGAAGUUUUCAUUUCCAGCAACUGGUG
Molecule: messenger RNA, 1003 nt
Organism: Eucalyptus grandis
Lineage: Eukaryota; Viridiplantae; Streptophyta; Magnoliopsida; Myrtales; Myrtaceae
Product: jacalin-related lectin 3-like
Exons: 4
Coding region: 1-852 (283 amino acids)
Biological process (GO): signal transduction
Molecular function (GO): carbohydrate binding
Source: RefSeq, a predicted model, not a curated record